AUUGCAAUUACGAGUAGUAAUGAGCUGGAUUUUUCGUAAAUCAUAUCAACCUCAACAACCAGACACGACAUCUCAUGAACAAGCGAGAGACAAACAAGUUCAGUCGCUUAAAAAGCAAGUCCAAUUAAGUACGGGAGUUGUUCAUGAGUUGACGAGACAUGUUCAGUAUAGAGUUGACUUUGCAGUUGGUAAUUUACAGAUGAGAUUGAUGAUCCAUCUCCCACCUGAAUUUCCUCGAUUUCAACCAAAAAUGCAAGUCGACCCGCCAGUUGCUCAUUCAUGGGUUGAUACCCAGAUGAAUGUUGUGGGGUGCAAAGCACUCAAUGAGUUUAGGAUGCAUUCUGUAUUGGGCAACGUUGUUCUCGAAAUCAUAAACGAGUUUCGAAAAAAUCCUCCACAACUGUCUCAUGCUCCAUAUCCGUUUCCUCCACCAACACAUCACCACCACCAACCGCAAUAUCGUCCUCCACUGAUGCCUAACACGCAGCCGUAUCCGAAUCCCGGUUAUAGUGCUAAACCGCAAGUUGCCAUGCCGACACCGUUGUCAUCGAAUACGACACAUCAGCCGACUUUCAUGCCAUUGAGACCUGCACCUGCACCUCCACCUGUUAGUCAUCGAACAUCUCAGCAUACCUACAACGUUCCAGAAGUUCCCACCAAUUUUCCUGAAUUGAAGGAUCUUUCAAUCGACGAACUGGAAGAGUUCAACUCAAAGGAAGAAAAAGUGCACUCUUUUAUUGCAAACUUGGCUGCUGUAAAGAAACUACAAGAUGACCAAGCUGAGUUGAACGACGAAAUAGAAAGUCAAGCCAAAAUCAAUCUUGAGAAGGAGCCAGAAUUACAAGAGAAGAUACAGAAACUCACAGAGCAACACGAGACUCUAGCUGUCAUAAAGGAUGCAGUCCAAAAAGUUCAGCAAAAGCACCAAGAGGCAUGCAAAACAUAUUCCGAUUCUGCCGUGCUUGCUAAUCUUGCUGAAGAGGUGAAAAGUAUUGAUGAACUAUCGGAGACGGUUGCUGAACAAUUCCUUUCUGGUGAGUUGGAUUCAGAAAAUUUUAUAAAACAAUUUACUGACAAGAGAACGAUGUAUCACUGCAGGAAGGCGAAAGAAGAAAAACUACAGAAAAGUGUUGGAAAGAAGUGGUAGCAUAUACACGGUGUAGGAUCGUUUCAUAGUUUAGUUUUGAUUGAGAGUAUGGUGAAUGGACUUGCGUAAUCUGAUCGACAAAAAUAAAUAUUGUUGUGGCAGAAUGCAGUACUAAGUAAAUCGUGAAGAUGAA
Messenger RNA from Corticium candelabrum, 1280 nucleotides. RefSeq names its product vacuolar protein sorting-associated protein 37A-like. Gene Ontology annotation, biological process: ubiquitin-dependent protein catabolic process via the multivesicular body sorting pathway; protein targeting to membrane; protein targeting to vacuole. Lineage: Eukaryota; Metazoa; Porifera; Homoscleromorpha; Homosclerophorida; Plakinidae. The record is from RefSeq and is a predicted model, not a curated record. Gene Ontology annotation, cellular component: ESCRT I complex. Bases 20 to 1147 code for a protein of 375 amino acids. The transcript is spliced from 14 exons.